This is a messenger RNA of Ceratina calcarata, 4545 nucleotides long. RefSeq lists its product as uncharacterized. Bases 2315 to 3640 code for a protein of 441 amino acids. NCBI's taxonomy places the organism in Eukaryota, Metazoa, Arthropoda, Insecta, Hymenoptera, Apidae. The record is from RefSeq and is a predicted model, not a curated record. The transcript has 5 exons.
CGUGCCGAGAACCCGCUUCGUUGCGGGGUCAACUCCUCCGUCGAGGAGACUUUUCGUCGCGACAACAAACCGUCUAGUCGCGCGGUUUCACUUCUCGGUUGCAUGUCGUGUUCGACGCUACGCUUGUUACUAUUCCAUUUCACGAGAGUGUAUCGAAGUGUUCGCGAUCUCUGACGUUCAGUUAAAACACGGACCGUGAUAGGAAUAGAAAUUCUCGUCGAAAAUAGAAAGGGCAACAACUCGUUUAUAUUUGUCGAUCGGACUGUGGGUAAAGGAGUUCGGAACUUGAUCUUGAUAUCGUCCAAGUGACGGAUCGAAGCUUCGUAAUAAGGGAGCGUUGGUCCCGAGGGAGGUCGGUGAAUCCGUGGGAAGAGGGUCUAAGGAGAAGAAAGUGGACCCCGCUCUCCACCGGCUGCGAAACUCUUUUUGAGGAUAAAGAACGAUCCUCUCGGGAAACCGGUGGAGCGCGUCGAAGGGAAUCGCGAGCGUCGAAGAGCAAACGAGAGCCAGCUUUGCCUCUCGCCUUUCGCCUUUAACGUCCGUGGACGAUUUUCGUGUCUCCCAAAACGGCCGAUCGAUCGGGAUCGUUAAAACGUUACAACUAUAGAGGGAACGGAACGAGCUGGUUGUAUCUCGCAGCGGGUAAUUAAAGAUACAAUUAAUGGCCCGACAAUUAAAUAUAAUUAACUCGAGGGAUAGGAUACGUGGCGUCCGGCUGCCAAUUAGCGCAUUAGCGCCUUAUCGGGCAUCGGCCGAUCGUCUGGCCACGCUGCUGGUUACGCUCCAGACAAUAAAAUCACCGUAAUCGAUUCGGGGAGAGGCGGAGGGAAAGGGUUCGCGAGAGGUUACGUGAUUCGGACCCUGGAAGAGGAGAAGAAGAGACGAGGACUCGGCUACCGCGUAAUGAGGAUCGAUUAACCAGCCUUCGACGCGUUACCGUUCCCGGACGAUCCACUUUCGAGAUCGUCGAUUCGAGAUAGAAAGAUUCCGAGGGAACUUCGAGUAGCUGGUUCUUAAAGAAACGAUGAGAAUACCGAGCCAAGUUGCGCGCACUCUUUGAAGUCGGGCAACGAAGAGGGUACUUUCGCGAAACGAGCUGGAUUACAUGGUCGAGCGAAGGGUUAAAGGCAUCAACCCUGAACUUGGAACCUCGUGGCAACUUCGAAACCGCAACAUUUCGUAGACGAGAGGGAGUCGAAAGAAUGCUCGCAGCUGGCAGCUCGUGACAAACGGGGCUUCCGGUCAUCGAAAGCCACCAUCGGGGAGAUGAGUCAACCCUUCGGACGCGUUACGGAAAUCUUGGAAGGCACCACGUUGCAGCCGAGGGCGCCUUGUUAGAAUCCUCUCCUGUGCGAACCUGGGAUCUCGUCCUAUCUCCCUUCCGCACCCUCGCUUCUCUUCUUUUUUUCACCGAGUCACCGUCGUGUUCACGCUCUAAAAUCCAAAAGGACGACACCGGUUCUUCCCGUGUCUGCGUCUCGCUCGCACCCCGCGCGGUCUCGCUCGCACCCCCAUGAAAAGUUCCGAAACACGAAGAAAGGAUAAGCGGAGUGGUGGUUGGCGACGCCAGUGGGGACGCCGGGCUUCGGUAGGGGUUCGUUGGCAACGUGGUGGAAGAGACCUGGGGACGGUGGGGGCAUAGAAGCCUUCUGCCUCUGCUCCGAAACGAUCGGUGAAAGCGGCGAGCAACAGUGUGUCGCGCGACGCCGUCGAGUGAGCGUCGUUACGAACCGAGCGUAGACAAGACCGCUGCUGUUCCGGUUUCGCGUUCACGCGUGUGCGAUUACCAUCUUCGAUGAACACAUGUUCCUGGAAGGAAGCGCGAGCCAGCUGACACAGGAGAACCGGAGGCCGUGGAAAUCGAUCAAGCUCGAGCUUCCCCGUAGCGGAUUUCGAAACCGAGUGUCUCUCUUAGUGAUAAGGGAACGAGUGCGUCGAUUCGCGAUUCCUGAAGUUUCACGCAACGGAUCGGAUUCGACGCCGAGUGUGACAGAGAAAUGAUCGACAGUGGCAGUGCUAUGGAUUGACAGCGUAUGGCUCGCGAUCGCUCGAUCUCCCUGGAUCCACACAAGUGGAGAUUCGCAGCGAGAAGGACGAACAGCGACGUUCGUCCGAUUGUGAUCUCGAGAGUGAUAGAAGCUGGUCAGUGAUACGUGAGAGAAACCAAGUGAUAACAGCUUUCGGGGGAGAUUUUCUUAUUGUGUUUGCUGUGAUAAAAAGUGGUGCGCGAGGGAGGAGGCACUUUUUUAAGGAAAUGCGCUGCUAGCAAAUCGGCAAGGUGUCGCCCGAAUUCUUAAGCACACUGAGGUGGAGGAUGGAGGAGCUGGAGACGCUGGAGAGCACGGAGUGCCCCGAGUGCCCCGGGCCACCCCCGGAGUUCCGGUUGCCGCCACCCCCUCGGCCACCCUUCCUAACCGACGGCACCUUUUGCUCGGAGGAACCCCUCACCGAGAUCGAAGACUGCGUCGCCAUCCCGAUGAUCGACGCGUCGUAUCACACGAAUCCGUCGCUUCAGAGCACCGCGUUGAUCAUCACUUGCGCCGUGGUUCUUCUACUGACAGCAGCAAUCAUGUCCGUCGUCUUCUGGAAACACAAACGGAAAGUGCAGAACCUGCUGCCGUGCAAGAGCGCCGCGGGCGCAGCAGCCGCAGCCGCGGCGGCGGCGACCGGCGGUCGUAAUCGGGUUCUCGCCGACGGGCAAUCGGGAACCGGGGCCGGAACAGGGAACGCGGUGCUCUACGAGGACCUGCCGGAAGCGGUGACGCAUUCGCAGCUGCACCACAGACAGAAUCACCUGCCCAGCCACCACCCGACCCAGGCGCCGACGAUCGAGGUACGAAAUCAUCCCGAUCAGCGAGAACAACGGCUGCGACGCAACCCCGCGCCACAUCAUCUCGACUAUCUCGACUACCGGGACCCGAGGGCGAUCCUCCGCGUCCAGGACAAACCCUCGCGGGCCGUCUUGGGCGGAUAUCGCACGCCGCGUGCCCUGCUCGCCAAGUCCCAGGGCGUCCCGCUCUCGAUUGCCACGCACUCGCCCUCCCCGCGGUGCCAGACAACCCCGACCGGGAGUAACGUCCUCCAUAACAGCCACUUGAUGCUGGCUAGCCAGAACGCGUUGAUCACCAGCCAACAAUCCUUGACGUCCCCCCGCGACCCGGAAGAAACAGAUAAAUACUUGAUCGAUAAUUCUGUGUCUUCUCGGCCCGUUGAUACCCGGCUACCCAUCACGCCCACCCAUCGGCCCAGGCUCCAAACGCCUGCUCCCAAUCAAACUCGAUCCGUUCAGAGAGUCGCCUCCCGGGAGGAAUUGUCGAACCUCGGUAGACGACCGUCGGUCGAUUCCGAGGGUUACUCGUAUAUCAACUUCAAGGAGGAUCUGGAGUCCACGAGGUACGAUUCGAUUAAUCAGGAAAGAAGCAGAGUGUCCAAGUUGUUUCGGUCGUCGGUCAGGUCUAGCUCAGUAGAUUCCGACGGUUACUCGUACAUCGUGGACACCGGGUCCAGAAGGGCGCCGGGCACCGCGAGGAGGAUCGUGGCCGAGGGCACCGAGGAGGAGGUAUGUCCGCUUUGCACGAUGCAGCAGAUACACAGCCUCCUCAGCAAGCCCGAGGAUAUUUAUCUAAACGUCAAAACGUGACACUUGCCGUUCGCGGGAGAUAUUUUCUUGUAGAGACUGCCCUGUUUCCCCGAUUUUUCAUAUUUGGGCACAGGGGACUUCGCAUAUCCCGUGAUACAAGGCUCGCGGGGUUACCGUCCUCGUAUUGAAUUUCGUUUCAUCGGCGAUGUUAGAUUAUAAUCAGAUCGACAGAGACAUUUUUUUAUAAUGUGUUUUUGGGUGAAAUUCGUCGGUAACCCCGUUCGACGGGCCUCGCGCGUUCAACUCCAUUCGUAGUUCCAUCGUUAGUCUAGUGUCUUUUUCAGCGAAACUGGAGGAGUGACUCCCCGCUCUUUCAUCUGACGUUUAAUUUCUUAUUAGAUCGUUGCAUUCCACGAGGCGAUUUCCAUUGUCGUUUGGCUAUCAUCGAAGACACUAGCGGACUAGUCAGUAUUCGUUUCGUUGCCGUGCUUGCACAGUUGCACAGGCGACCGUGCCUUAUUAUUUAGUUACAAUUAUGCGAGCACGGUGCUCGAACGCACUCUAUGGUUGUAAAUAGGUUAGUUAGUUUCGUGCAGCUCGAUUGUAAAUAACAUACGGAAAGCGAGGCAUAAAGAAUCGUAUAAUUGAUAAUUGCAAUCGAGAAAUUCAGAUAGCUGUGCACCGCCCGAGUGAACAAUUAUCAGACACUUGCGUUUCCGCGUUUGUAUAAACGCUCAGAUAAAUCACGAUUAAUUAUUGCUGAUUAAUUAUUAUUAUUUAUUAUCGUCCCGGUAAUUGCGUCUUGUAAAUAAAUUCGGGAUUCGAGAAAGUAGAAAGGAAAUGUAGAGCGAGUGCGCGAGAGAGAGAGAGGGAGAGACCGAGCAAACGGAGAAAGUCCUGUACAUACAUAUAUAUACAUAUAUACAUAUAUAUAUAUUGGAGUACUGAGAGAGAAAGAAAGAGAG